Cicer arietinum (chickpea) is the source of this 1980-nucleotide messenger RNA. Lineage: Eukaryota; Viridiplantae; Streptophyta; Magnoliopsida; Fabales; Fabaceae. The record is from RefSeq and is a predicted model, not a curated record.
AUGACUUUUUCACUCUCAUUUCGUCCAACUUUCCUUCCCACCAUAAAAAAUAAUUAAAGUAUUGUACAUUUAACAACUAUAUAUCUCCACGAACUUUGGACUAAACCAUUUUAAUUUCUUUCAGCAAAAUAGCAACAAUAACAAUGGAAUUCUCAACAUGCGUUGAUACUUCACUCAAUCUUAAUUUUAAUGUUCCUUCUAUACACAAGGAUGAAGUUUUGGUUGAAGAGUUGAAUCGUCUCAAUUGUGAGAACAAGAGGCUGAAUGAAACAUUGACUAACAUGUGUGAGAAUUAUGAAGCUAUGCAAAAACAUUUGAGCCAAUUGAUGAACCAAGAUUUUGAAAAUCAAACACAACAAUCAAGAAAGAGAAAAUUUGGUAUUAAAGGCAUUAAUAUUAAUAAUGAGUGUAGCAAUGUUACUGAUGAUGAAUCACUAAUCAAAAGGUCCUGUAGAGAUGUCUCUUCUCCUAAUAAGGCUUACAAGGUUCUAUUCAAGACAGAAGCAUUUAAUAAUAGCUUAUAUGUGAUGGAUGGAUAUCAAUGGAGGAAAUAUGGUCAGAAGGUUACUAAAGAUAAUCCAUCUCCUAGAGCUUACUUUAGGUGCUCCCAUGCCCCAAGCUGCCCAAUUAAAAAGAAGGUACAAAGAAGUUUAGAAGACCCUACAAUACUAGUUGCAACAUAUGAAGGAGAACACAAUCAUGGUCAUAAAAAAUCUGAAAUGUCAUUGGUGUCAAGUCAAAGUGAAGAAUCCCCUGUAGUUUCAGUUCAUGUUUCUUCACCUAAACCAAUUAUUCAAAAGACAUGUCCAACCAUUAAGGAUGACUUGGUUGAUAAUGUUCCAAAAUCAUCUAUGCAACAUUUUUUGGUUCAACAAAUGGCUAAUUCUUUGACAAAGGAUCCCAAUUUCACUGCAGCACUUGCCACUGCUAUUUCAGGAAGAAUUCUAGGAUCAGACUUCGUGAAAACUCUUCAAUUAGAGAUACAACAUGUGAGAGAGGAGAACAAUACUCUAAGGUUCAUGGUUGAAGUUAUGAAUAUCAAGUGCACAAAACUUGAGUCCCAUCUUCAAGAGAUCAACAAGGAAGAACAAAAAGGGAUAAGUUCAAAUCAAAUUGGGUUAGUACCUAAUCUUGAUACAACCAAAAGAGCAAGACAAGAGUUUCCCACCACAAAAAAGUCAUUACAAGUCUUUGUCAAAACCCACCCUAAUGAUGAUAGUUUGAUGAUACAAGAUGGAUAUCAAUGGAGGAAGUAUGGGCAAAAGGUAACCAAAGAAAAUGCUUCUCCUAGAGCUUACUUCAGGUGCUCCAUAGCUCCUAGUUGCCCCGCAAAAAAGAAGGUACAAAAAUGCAUACAUGAUAGGUCUAUCAUUGUUGCAACUUAUGAUGGAGAACACAACCAUGUUUCCCCUCAUGAGUCAUUAAGACCAUCAUCUUCAUCCACACCUAAAGUUCCAUCAUCAAUAGCUAAUAAUAAAUCACCUCUACCAACACUAAAUGACACAGAAGUCAUAAACACUGACUUUGUUGUUUCUGAUAAUUGGACUCAAUCAUCUACUGAAAUUUGUGAGGAUAUCAUGCAAAAGUGUGGCUAUGGAAGGCACAUCAAAAUCAAAGAAUUUGCAAGUUCCUUAAUCAAAGAUCCUGACUUCACUGCAGCAUUAGCUGAAGCAGUUGCGCAAACCAUUACCGGUCAACAUGAGCGACAAGGUCUAAAUCUCAAUUUGAAUCUUUCAGAGGAGUGAAAUUAAUGCUUCUUAUUAUCAUCCUCAAAACCAAAAUAUAAGUGUAAAGAGAUUUACUCAAGUACUUGGAUAGCAGCAAAAUAUGGCUAAUGAAGACAAAUUUUAGUUUAGUAAUAUGGUAGGUUGGUAACACUGAAAGUGAGGAAAUUUUAUUUAGUUUGUACUCCAUAUGUUAGCAUUUUAUCUUACUUUCUUUGCUUUUUAAUAUUGUUUGAUCACAUUUUUUUGUCUUAAA